Molecule: messenger RNA, 1023 nt
Organism: Durusdinium trenchii
Lineage: Eukaryota; Dinophyceae; Suessiales; Symbiodiniaceae
Source: the annotation of a GenBank genome assembly
AUGUCGAUUGUUCCUCAUGAGCCUACGGGCUUUUCCAAGUCGAACCUGCAGCUUGGCAAGACUUGCUCGAGGGAUGAUGCAGAUCUUGGUGGUCGUUCAGCCCACCUGGUCCGGCCUGACCGGGUAGGCCCAGACGGCCGGGUACGACCUGGAGACCGUCAGCCGAUGAAUUUGGUUGGUGAUGUCAUGCUACCCCUUUGCAAUAUCUCCCUGUUGGGCGGAACUGAGGGUUCGAGAUGGAAGUAUGAUGGGAUGAGGUCGGUGUUGGUGCCAGUGGGGCCAAGUGAAGAGGAGGUGACCAUGGACCCCGAGAAGGGCCCGAUGGUGAUGCAGUUGGAUGGGACCAUGACGCACCUUCAGAAGGUUCGCGGCACUGCUGGUGCGGGGCAGGUGUGGGAAAAGCUUUGGCCACAGAUGACGGCCACAGAGCAAACCUGUGCACUAUGCCCUAUCGCCAGCACGCACGGCAGCCGUGGCAUGGUGCGGAUCGAUGCGUAUCGUCCCAAUAGGUGCGCCUGCGACGACAAGGCGCGCCAGGACAUGGCCUGGGGAGCCUUGCAUGCGCGGGAGAUCUUCACAGUGACCAGUGCUCGGAAAGAGGUGGAAUGCCUUCGUCAGAAGGUGGCCGCUGCCACCUUGGCGAUGCACCGCGACACUCACCCCAAGCUGGAUGCCAUCAACAGCGAGCGUCACGCCAUCCUCAAGACGGUGAAAGAACAGGUCCAAGAGGCUCAACGGAUCUUGGAGGAGUUCGCCACCUGGGCCAGUCGGGUGGAAUCCUCUUUGGUCCUUUUCGCCACAUCGAAGCCCUGUUGGUGUGCUCUGGCCGCAGCCGAACCCAGUGCGUUGAUUGAAGAGGCCACCAGGUUGAGGCAGGUCUUCAACAAAAUCAUCCAAGCCACCAAGAAGAAGGUGCCAGUGCCUUCCAAAGAGGCCGGCCCAAAACGCCGGCCCAAGAGCGCGUCGCAGGCGACCAACUCUGGAAGCAAGGAGGAGGAGGAGGGCCGCAGGGGCUCCUUUUGA